This is a messenger RNA of Myxocyprinus asiaticus (Chinese sucker), 3837 nucleotides long. It is a transcript of the gene gpr34b, whose product is annotated as G protein-coupled receptor 34b. The coding region runs from base 519 to 1580 and encodes 353 amino acids. The record is from RefSeq and is a predicted model, not a curated record. Gene Ontology annotation, molecular function: G protein-coupled purinergic nucleotide receptor activity. NCBI's taxonomy places the organism in Eukaryota, Metazoa, Chordata, Actinopteri, Cypriniformes, Catostomidae. Gene Ontology annotation, biological process: G protein-coupled receptor signaling pathway. The transcript has 2 exons. Gene Ontology annotation, cellular component: membrane.
GGAAAGGAAAGUGUGGGGGCGAUUUAAAAAAGUUCCAACAUAGUUGUUAUGGUACAAUGACUUUUACACAAUAAAACAAAGAAGAAGAACAACUUGACUUGUUCACACAAGUUCCCUUUAUCUAAUAUUACAAUUUCAUCUAAAGACGGUCCAGUGCGAAUAUGCAAUAACAGAGAAAAUCUAAGAAGGGAUUCUGAUAUUUUAACACAUUUAUGCUGUGUUUUGAAAAAACUGUUGGUGGCACAGCGUUUGUGGAAGUUGUGGUGUUGAAACACUCGUUCUCUUUUGAAAGCGCAUUCAGCUGCUCUUGUGGUAAGCAAGACUUUACUGAGGAACUGAAAAAGAAAUCUUCAUAAAAAAGGAAGUACACAAAGCAGAGAUCCGAAGAGAGAUUAGACAUCAGAUAUGUCCAACAGGAGACACUGAACAACUUUUAGCUAUGAUCCAGUUUCAUUACUGAGACUAGAACAGCUCUCUGAUGGACAGAAUUUACAUGGUUUGAGAAUUUUACACAUGCAAUGGCCAGCAACAAUCCUCAAAUCUACCCCAAUGCAUCACAGAACAGCGUGUCGAUAAAUCCCCAGCAAAACUGCCAUGUGGACAAUGCCAGCCUGCAGGUCCCGCUAGCUAUUUUCUACGCACUCUUCUUCCUGUUCGGACUGGCUGGGAACCUGUUGGCUCUCUGGGUGUUCCUGCGAGUUCACUCCAAGAAGAACUCAGUUCGCAUUUUCCUCAUCAACUUGGCUCUGGCUGACUUGCUCCUUGUGAUCUGUCUGCCUUUCCGAGUGGCAUACCAUUCCAAGAAAAACCAGUGGGUGCUGCCAGAGGUACUGUGCAGGAUAGUGGGCAACGUCUUUUACAUGAACAUGUACAUUAGUAUAAUUUUACUGGGGCUCAUUAGUGUAGACCGUUACUUGAAGUUCCAGAGGGCAUCCUGUAGGCGGAUGUUCCAACAGAGCCGUUGGAGUGUGCUUCUCUGCAGUGCUAUUUGGGCUGUGGCAUUAGCUGCAAUGACGCCACUGAUUGUCCAGGCUGGAGAGCAUGAAAAUGAGAAAACCAAAAAGUGCUUCCAAUACAAAAAACUGCACAAUUCCAAAUGGAAAGCCUACUUCAAUUUUGUCCUUGUGGCUCUCUUUUGGUUGAUCUAUGGAGCCAUGGUAAUCUCAUAUGGAAGGAUCGGCAUAAAGCUCCUUACAGUUUCCAAAGAGAAACCCGAUUUUCCAAAUGCAGCCAAGUACAACAAAACAGCACUGAAGUCCUUCUUUGUGCUUUUCCUCCUCACACUAUGUUUUGUGCCCUACCACUUUUUAAGAAUUUUCUACAUCAUGUCACAGAUUGCACCUGACACUUCAUGCGACUGGAUAAAUGUGAUGGACAAAACAAAUGAGACAGUCCUGCUGCUAUCUGCCCUUAACAGCUGUUUGGAUCCAAUAAUGUACUUCCUGCUGUGUGGUUCUAUUCGUAAAGUGAUGUUGAAGAUCGUAUGCAAUUGUUGGUCUCUGCAAAACAGUGGAGGUGACACUCCAUUUGAACAGCCAAAAAACAGUGCAGUUGUGCCUACUAUUUCCAACCUCUCAUAGAGUUGAUAAUGAUAACAGAUGAUAACAGAUAAUGUUAAAAAUAAUAAGGGAUUGGGAUAUGUUCAUGAAAAAUCUGUGAAUUUCUUUUUGUCACUCAUCUAAAACACUACCUUUUCUACUGCUGCAUUAUUGGACUUAUUACUAAAUGAAUAAUUUCUACAAAAUUACGAAUAAGCUUACGCACGAAUUAACAUUAUUCAAUUUAACUUGCUGUUUGUAACUGUGUUUGCAUUGUUUCUAUGCAAGUAUUAAAAAUAAUUUAGGGCAGUGGUAGCUCAGCGGUUAAGGCUCUGGGUUACUGAUCAGAAGGUCGGGGGUUCAAGCCCCAGCACUGCCAAGAUGCCACUGUUGGGCCCUUGAGCAAGGCCCUUAACCCUAUCUGCUCCAGGGGCGCCGUAUCAUGGCUGACCCUGCACUCUGACCCCAGCCUAGCUGGGAUAUGUGAAAAAGAAGAAUUUCACCGUAUAUGUGCAAAUGUAUAAUGUGUGAUAAAUAAAGAAAAUUAUUAAUAUACUGUGAGCAUAAAAUUAAAUGAUGUCAUGUUCUCUAAAUCAACUGGAGUAAAUGCACAAAUGUGUUAGAUCUUGCAGCCAUUUUCUGCAUAUAAACAUGUACAGUUGAAGUCAGAAGUUUACAUACACUUAGGUUGAAGUCAUUAAAACUAAUUUUUAACCACUCCACAGAUUUAAUAUUAGCAAACUAUAGUUUUGGCAAGUCGUUUAGGACAUCUACUUUGUGCAUGACAUGAGUAAUUUUUCCAACAAUUGUUUACAGACAGAUUUUUUCACUUUUAAUUGACUAUAUCACAAUUCCAGUGGAUCAGAAGUUUACAUACACUAAGUUAACUGUGCCUUUAAGCAGAUUGGAAACUUCCAGAAAAUUAUGUCAAGCCUUUAGACAAUUAGCUUCUGAUAGGAGGUGUACUGAAUUGGAGGUGUACCUGUGGAUGUAUUUUAAGGCCUACCUUCAAACUCAGUGCCUCUUUGCUUGACAUCAUGGGAAAAUCAAAAGAAAUCAGCCAAGACCACAGAAAAAAAAUUGUGGACCUCCACAAAUCUGGUUCAUCCUUGGGAGCAAUUUACAAACGCCUGAAGGUACCACGUUCAUCUGUACAAACAACAGUAUGCAAGUAUAAACACCAUGGGACCAUGUAGCCAUCAUACUGCUCAGGAAGGAGACGCAUUCUGCCUCCUAGAGAUGAACAAUCCCAGAACAACAGCAAAGGACCUUGUGAAGAUGCUGGAGGAAACAAGUAGACAAGUAUCUAUAUCCACAGUAAAACGAGUCCUAUAUCGACAUAACCUGAAGACUGCUCAGCAAGGAAGAAGCCAGUGCUCCAAAACCGCCAUAAAAAAUCCAGACUACAGUUUGUAAGUGCACAUGGGGACAAAGAUCUUUCUUUUUGGAGAAAUGUCCUCUGGUCUGUUGAAACAAAAACCGAAGUGUUGGCCAUAAUGACCAUUGUUAUGUUUGGAGGAAAAAAGGGUGAGGCUUGCAUGCCGAAGAUCACCAUCCAAACCGUGAAGCAUGGGGGUGGCUGCAUCAUGUUGUGGGGGUGUUUUGCUGCAGGAGGGACUGGUGCACUUCACAAAAUAGAUGGCAUCAUGAGGAAGGAAAAUUAUGUGGAUGUAUUGAAGCAACAUCUCAAGACAUCAGCCAGGAAGUUAAAGCUCGGUCGCAAAUGGGCCUUCCAAAUGGACAAUGACCCCAAGCAUACCUCCAAAGUUGUGGCAAAAUGACUUAAGGAUAACAAAGUCAAGGUAUUUGAGUGGUCAUCACAAAGCCCUGACCUCAAUCCUAACCCUAACUUAAAAAGUAUGUGCGAGCAAGGAGGCCUAAAAACCUGACUCAGUUACACCAGUUCUGUUUGGAGGAAUGGGCCAAAAUUCCAGCAAAUUAUUGUGAGAAGCUUGUGGAAGGCUACCCAAAACAUUUUGACCCAAGUACAAACAAUUUAAAGGCAAUGCUAACAAGCAAUUACUAACAAAGUGUAUGAAAACUUCUGACCCACUGGGAAUAUGAUGAAAGAAAUAAAAGCUGAAAUAAAUAAUUCUCUCAACUAUUAUUCUGAUAUUUCACAUUCUUAAAAUAGUGAUUCUAACUGACCUAAGACAGGGAAUAUUUUCUAUGUUUAAAUAACAGAAAUUGUGAAAAACUGAGUUUAAAUGUAUUUGGCUAUGGUGUAUGUAAACUUCUGAAUUCAACUGUUGUUAUUAAUGUGGUAAUAAACUGCUUGGCCAAAAAAAAGUUGCAGUUU